AUGACUUCUACCUCUCCUUUUUACAAACCUCUUUCUUGGAUCAAACUUGAUCGAGGAGACAUCAUUGAAUAUGUUCAGGAAGACAAUUCAUCGGCGGAAUCAUCUCAUCACACGCUUACGUUGAAACAAGGUCCCUCCUUUAAUGAUCUUCCUCUUGAAGUUGUAGAACAUGUUAUUGAAUAUUUACAAAUUCAUGAUGUUCUCGUUGGAAGGAUCAUGUUCUUAAAUCGAACGUGUUAUGCAUUAUUCAGCGGAAUUGGGGUUGAUCAGCCUAACAGUAUUAUGCCCUACAUGGAGGGCAUUGUUUUUAGCAAAUUAUUAUACUCCCAUUAUCGAAAUUAUGUGACGAAACAUGUAAAGAGCAUUGAAAAACAAAUUGAUUUUAAUUUAAAUGUCGAAAAUUUUUUAUGUAAAUGUAUUUACGUGUUGGAUUUACCAUUUCAUUGGUCGCAUUGGUACAUGAUUUAUCAGAGAUUUCAAAAACUGGUGAGGAUUACAGAUACUAUCAAGCUUUAUUCACCAGAGAGGGUUACAAGAUUACAAGCAGGGUGUGUAUCUGUUAUCUCACAUUUUACAAUGCUUGCGUCCAGAGUGAAACAAUUGAUUCAGCUUGACUCACAAUACAAAUCUAUGAAACACCAAAACUCGUUAAACACAGUACUACUACCAAACUCCUCAUCAGAAAAUCACACCCAUAAUUUUCUGAAUUAUUUUCCAAUGGAUGUUUGUAUAUUUUGGAUGAUGCAUGACGGUGAAAGCAGUUGUUCAGAUGAAACAUGUUACUUGAUUGGUGUUUCGAGAUUACUGACCAUCUCAGAGAUUUUUUAUCAUUUUAGAGCAGAGAAUGCAAAGCACAUGCUACUUUCAGAGAUUUCAGGAAUAUUCUCCACACAUUUGAAUAUUUUCAAUGGACAAGUGCAAUCGUAUCAGGGAUGGAAUGUGAAUAGUCACACGAAUUGGUUGGAACAUUUACAUAAUAUUAAUCAUAUCGAUGUGGAGAAGAACCAGUAUAUUCGUGUUUUGCCUUAUUCAUGUUGUGAGGAAGACCUGUAUUAUAAAUUCUAA
Naegleria lovaniensis is the source of this 1065-nucleotide messenger RNA. RefSeq lists its product as uncharacterized. The record is from RefSeq and is a predicted model, not a curated record. The transcript has a single exon. NCBI's taxonomy places the organism in Eukaryota, Heterolobosea, Eutetramitea, Acrasida, Naegleriidae. Bases 1 to 1065 code for a protein of 354 amino acids.